This is a messenger RNA of Stylonychia lemnae, 2061 nucleotides long. Lineage: Eukaryota; Ciliophora; Spirotrichea; Sporadotrichida; Oxytrichidae. The record is from the annotation of a GenBank genome assembly.
AUGGAUUUUCAGAAGCGAUUCAUAGGGCGUCAGAGUUACAUUCACAAAACUGGGAACAUCAUAGAUCCCAACAAGAAUGAGGUCAUUCCCCUUCCCUCCAACAAAAGCAUCAAUAAUAACGACCCAAAACUUGAACACAAAAAUAGAGAGCAAAAAAUUUAUACUCCAGCUAGUGGCUCUGUUGAAAAUACCCCAGAGUAGUCUGAUUCAUCAAUAAAAAAGAAUAGCCCAAUAAUAAGGUAGGUAGACGGAGUUGUAAAAAAGCCCUAGUUGAAUAUCAUAUCAAAGACAAACUCUAAUUCUAUGCAAAACAGUGUUCAGUCUCUAGUAUAGUUUAAAGAAGUUAAAAUGAAGGACAAUAAGUUGCACAUAAAUAGCAGCAGUAACACUUAUAAUCUGCAAAACAAAAAUAUUAUUGAAAUAAACAGUCCUCUAAUCUAAAUCCAAGGACCAAGCAAAGAUGAGUUAAAUAAAGGCAGCUAGUAAUUACAACCCUUAAAAUUGAACACUUAUGAUGAGCAAUAGUAGAGUAAAAGGAAAGCAUCAGUCAUCCAUGAUUUAGAUAUUGAUACGAUGUCACCUAAAAAUAUGAAAAGAAAAUCUCAAAGAGAAGAGAGUGAUCUAACCAAUGUGCAAAUUAAUAUUUCGUAAGAUCAAAUCAUAAAAGACAAGAAAACAAUUGAUCUAAAGAUCUAAAAACCUAUGUCAGUGAUGAGACAUGAUCAUUAAACUAUAAGUGAAAUCAACAAUAUGAGUAGAGAUCAAGGAACUUCCUUAAAUAUGCAAAAGAAUUAUUAUGAAAUGAAGCACAAGGGAAGAAAGGUCCAUUCACUAAACAGCUCAAUAGACUAUCAAAACAAACCUGGCAAAGCUGAGUCAAAGCAAAAGAAUAAUUAAGAUUUUUCAGUCAGUGUGCCAAACAGCCACUUAGGAAAGAAAAAAGUCUCAGAUCUAGACACUACUGUCAUUUAUGAUAGUAAUUCAACCUAAGAUACUCCUUUGAAGUUAUACAGUAAUAUGGAAAACUCUAAUUCAAAAAAUAGCAAAUAGGUAUUAAGUUUUAAGGCUUAAAGAUUAGUUGCUUAUGAAGAUGUGAAAUAGAAUCCAAUUAUUGCUUCAAUGACUAUUAAAAAGAACCUCAUAAAUGAUGCUUAAUCAGAGAAAUAACCGACCCAAGUCUCUUACUAUCACCUUAUGAGUUUGAAUAAUGAUAGGUAUUCAAGUGGAGCAUAUUCUCCAACUAGUGAUAAAACCUAUAAUGGAAGUAUUCAUGGUGACUCAUUCUACAUGAAGUUCCAAUAAUUCAAGAACAAGAUAGGAACACAUUCUAUGGUCUCAACUGCAGACAAAGAUGGAGAGAGCGCUUAAAAGACAGCAUAAUUUGGAGAGUUUGGAAAUGAAAACUCCCCAACUAAAUUGCCAUUAAUUUAAAAAUAGUCCCAAUCAAUGAAUGUCAGAAGUAAUCAAGGUAGCAACUCUUUUUAGGCUUAAGCUAAAUAAACUUUCUCUGCUCCAAAUCAGCUAAAUAAUCCUAGGCAGGAUACAAUUUUGACAAUCAACAACAUUAGUGCAAGCAGCGGCCAAAUUAGUUCUUAAAAAAAUAGCAAUAUUUAGAUCUAUGGUAAGGUUGUGAAAAGAAGGAAUAUUUACCAAGCAAACUCAAAUAAUGAAAAAAAUUUGUAAUAAUCCUUCAAUGAUCAUUCUGGUCAAUAUUAGAGUGAUUCCUUAAAUUAGACAGUUCAAUUAAAGAAGUAAGCCUAAUCAAGGGUUUAACUGCAUUCACUUAACAACUCAAUAAACCUUCAGAACGAUCUUGAACUAAUUAAACUUAAGCAGCAGGAAGAUCAAGUUCGAUAGAUAAAUAGCAUUAAGAAGUCAUAUUCACCUUAUAGAAUGAAAGAGUACUUAGAAAUGCAAAACUAGUAUCAGUCUAAAUAUAAGAAAUUGGGUGGGCUAGGGCCAAAUAUUGGAGACAAUGAAUGGCAAGAAAGAAAACUCAAGAAAGAGAAAAUAAAUCAAUAUGUAAAUCAACUUAAAUACAAGUAAAUUAGUGAACUAUGA